AAUGUUGGACUUUAUUUGUCUCUUUUUCAAAAAUAAAGUAAUUCGGUGUAUGUCAUAGCGUUGUUUGACUAAGUUUUUCACUGAUAUAUACUUCCCGGUAAGUGAGAAGUGAAAGUGUGGGGUGCGGCAGCCGUCCCGGGGCCGAGACGCGCCAGCCAGUGAGUCACUCUGAGUUCGUGGCUGCGAAGUGUCAACAGUUGCACCACCAUGGCUCCCUCGGCGGCCGCGGGGCUGCUGGCCUUACUGAGCCUCGUCGCCUUAACUCACGGGUCAUCCGCCAGCCGGAAGAGGCCCAGCGUUGGUGCUAUAAAUGUAGACGGUGUUGACCUGAGCCACUACUACCACCAUGACGAGGUGGCGCAGCUGGCCGAGAGGCUGAGCAGCCAGCACCCGAGCCUGGUCCAGGGGUACAGUGUGGGCAGGUCCGUGCAAGGGCGGGAGCUGCUCGUCAUGAAGAUCAGCGAAAACGUGGCCCAGAGAGACCUGUGUGAGCCCAUGGUGAAGUACGUGGCCAACAUGCACGGGGACGAGGCCGUGGGGCGGGCCUUAGUGGUGGCCUUGGCGCAGCACCUGGUGUUCGCCUAUAACAAGGGUGACCCCAGGGUGGUGCGUCUCCUCAACACCACGGAGAUACACCUCAUGCCCUCCAUGAACCCUGACGGCUUCGAGAUGGCGAGGGAGGGCACCUGUGAUGGGACUGUUCAGUCAGGUAGAGAGAAUGCACAUGAUGUUGACCUCAACAGAAACUUUCCAUCACAGUGGAGAGAUUUGAGUGAAGAAUACCUUUACUCUAAUCGUGAGCCUGAGACAUUGGCAGUCAUGGCGUGGAUCAUUAACAACCCAUUUGUUCUCUCUGGUAACCUUCAUGGAGGCUCUGUAGUUGCCAGCUACCCUUUUGAUGACACCAGUUUUCAUGCAGACUGUUGUGUCGAAAGCAAAUCUCCUGAUGAUGAACUUUUCCAUUACUUAGCAACUGUUUAUGCUUCCAAGCAUCGCACCAUGCACACAGGGACUGUGUGUAAUGAUGGUAACUUCACAGGGGGAGUUACUAAUGGGGCUUACUGGUAUGAUGUUGAUGGAGGUAUGCAGGACUUCAACUAUGUGUUUGGGUCUUGUUCUGAGGUAACUUUUGAGUUAUCAUGCUGCAAGUACCCCAGGGCUUCCACCAUCCCAGAGGAAUGGGACAAUAACAAGGAGUCACUCAUGGCUUACAUGGAGCAGGUACACAUGGGAGCUAAAGGUAUUGUUGAAGAUGCUGCCACAGGUGAAGGGCUGAAGGGCAUUUAUGUCAGUGUCGAGGAGCUGAACUAUAACGUUACAACCUCAGACAGAGGAGAGUAUUGGAGGCUACUCAUGCCUGGGAACUACACCCUUGUAGCUAAAGGCUAUGGUUAUGAGACAGUGAAGCAGAGGAUCAGUGUUGCCAAAGGUGUUGUGUCUCGUGUUGACCUCAAGAUGAAACGAACGGUCUCAGGGAAUGCUGAACAGCCAACAGGUGCCUUAAAUAGGAAGUCUCGUUCCGUGAGUGGUCCGCUGUCAACUCUGAUGGCUAGUCCUGAUCCCUCAUUGCUAGCCACUCUCAAAAAUACAUCUUGGUUAAGUGACUCUUCAUCAAGUGUAAGCCUUUUGAGGGUUAAUUCUUCAAAAACUACAAAGUCACUCAUAUCAGAAACACCGCCAGUCACUACAAGCACUGCUACAGAAGCCACAACACUACAAGAAACAGAAUCCCUCGGAGAAGUGACCAGUGCUGUUGCAGCAGACACUAUCACUGUAGUGGACACCACAACCACCACCACUACCACCACCACUACCACCACCACCACACCCCCACCACCACGUCGACCUGAAGAGGAAGGGUUUCUCACUCCCCCAGAGUUCAGGUACCACCACUAUCCUGACCUUGAAGCUUUCAUGAAGAAGCUGUCCCAGAACUAUCCAGACCUUACCCGCCUCUACUCGAUUGGAUCAAGUGUACAGGGCCGGGAACUGUAUGUUCUGGAGAUCUCAGAUAAUCCUGGGACCCACGAACCAGGAGAGCCAGAAUUCAAAUACAUUGGAAACAUGCAUGGGAAUGAGGUGAUUAGCCGUGAGGUGCUCCUUCUUCUGAUGCAGUAUUUGCUAGAAGGUUUUGGCAAGAACUCACGGAUUACCACCCUCAUUAACACUACAAGGAUACAUAUCAUGCCUACCAUGAACCCUGAUGGCUUUGAAGUCUCCAUUGAAGGAACUUGUGGUGGAUUGAUUGGUAGAAAUAAUGCCAAAGGAGUGGAUCUUAACCGAGACUUUCCCGAUCAGUUCAUUCCUAAUAAGGAAGGUUACAAGAGACAGCCUGAGACUUUGGCUGUAAUGAAGUGGAUCAAACAGUAUCCCUUUGUGCUCUCUGCCAACUUGCAUGGUGGCUCUCUGGUUGCCAACUAUCCAUGGGAUGAUAACCCCCAGAACAUCGAUGGAAAGUACAGUAUGAGCCCAGAUGAUGAAGUUUUCAAGAAAUUGGCUAAAGCAUAUUCCUUUGCUCAUCCGUUUAUGCCUAAGGGAAGAUCAUGCCAGCAUGAUGUGUUCAAUGAUGGAAUAACCAAUGGUGCCAGCUGGUACAGUGUAUCAGGAGGCAUGCAGGAUUGGAACUACUUACAUUCAAAUUGUUUCGAGAUUACUGUUGAAGUGGCAUGUUGCAAAUACCCUCCUGCACAUGCAUUACCAGAGUUUUGGAUGGAAAACAAAAACUCCCUUCUGUCAUACAUGGAGCAGGUACACACUGGAGUGACAGGCUUUAUAAUGGAUGUCAAUAGCCGCCCAAUCAACAACGCAACAAUCAACAUUGCUGGCAUUAAUCAUGAUGUCACCUCUGCCACUGAUGGUGAUUACUGGAGGCUGCUUGUGCCCGGGAAACAUUUCAUGACAGUCCAUGCUGAAGGGUACGAAGCCCAGAGUCGCCUUGUGGAGGUGCCACGUCUUUGGGCUGCCAAAGAAAAUUUCACACUCAGGACUGACAAUUCCUCCACGUGGUCACAGCAAGAGGACUUUGAUUUAGCUGAAAAUCUUGGGGAAAGAUACCUCAAUAACUCUGAAGUAAAUAUAUCUAUGGCAGAGAUUGAGAACCAACACCCAGAUAUUGCAGAAUUUCUGGCCAAUGAUAACGAAUGGAGCAUGAAGCUGCAUGCCCUUCAGAUGGGCACAGUGGUGGAGGCUGGUGUGGAUACUCGUGUCCGUGUGAUGGUGGUUGGCGGCCUGUAUGGGUCACAGCCGGUUGGACGGGAGCUGGUGUUGCGUCUUGCUCGUCAUCUGGCCUCUGGGUGGGCUAAAAAGGACAGAGAAAUCCAAAAAUUGCUCCAGAACACCAAGAUAUUCCUGGUACCUGCUGUUGACACUGAUGGUUUUGACAGAGCUGAGCCAGGAAUGUGUGGCUACAGCAAACCAAAAGAACUUCAGAGUGAAGUAGGUGGUGCCUUUACUCCAGAAGUUAGUAACAUCUAUGCUGAUGCCAUGAUGAAGAUGAUCAGUCAAGUGCAGCCUCAUGCCAUCUUGUCUCUUGAGUCUGGAGGAAUAUUUAUGAGGUUCCCCCAUGAUGAUCCAUCAGCAAAUCCGUCCACCACACCAGAUGAGGCCAUAUUCCAGUUUUUGACCGAGUCCUAUGCUCAGACUCACCCCACCAUGCUGCAGAGUGAAAACCCUUGCCAUGCCCUGAACUCAAAGGCUCCCUCUGGAAUAAUUCAUGGUCAAGCUCUUGGGGUGUACAAAAACUCCCUCCUGGAAUACACUUAUGUUAACAUGCCAGGUGUUCUCACGGUUGCCGCACAUGUGAGCUGCUGUAAUUAUCCCCCAGGGUGGGCUUUAAAAAGUCUGUGGCAGCAAAAUAAAGAUUCCCUUCUCUCCUUCAUUCAUGCUGCACACCAAGGAGUUGCAGGCCAGAUUGUGGAUGAGAAGGGCUCUCCCAUUGUCUCCGCCUCUGUGAUGUUGGAUGGGCAGAAGCUUGAGCUGGGAAGCCAAGGCACUUUUAGGAAACUUCUUCCUACAGGAUCCCACACUCUUAAGAUAUCAACCCUUGACCUGGAAAACAAAACUGUGAAGUUUGUUGUUGAGGCACACAAGGAAUCACCACAAAGCCUGACUCUAGACUCUUUACAAGACCCAGAUGUUGUAUAUCGGUCAUAUUAUGCCACAGAGGACCAUCUGUUGAAGCUGCAGUCAAACUUCUCACAUAUAUCAAAGACUUACAGCAUUGGUCGUAGUGUCCAGAACAAGCAGAUCAUUGCACUAGAGAUUGAUGUUGAAAUGGGUAAGAAAAGCAUCACCAGACCUUCUGUUGCCAUUGUGGGAGGUCUUGGGAAGAGUGACAGAGCUUCAAAAGAAAUUGUCCUAAAGUUUGCCCAGUACUUGUUGUCUCAUUUUGGCAAGGAUGCCACAGUGGACAGAAUCCUUCAUGGUGUCCGUGUCCAUCUUGUGCCAACACUCAAUCCUGACAGCACUGCUGAAGUUCCCUCAGUCAAGACCAAAUGUGACUCCGAGAUUAAUACCAAAAAUGCCAACGGAAUAGAACUGGACUCCAGCUUCACAGAAAGAGAUCCAAAAAAACCUGAGUCAGACCCACCUGAGGUGGCUGCUGUUCGUACUUGGGCUGACGAGCACAAGUUCAGCUUGGCACUGGUGCUGCGGGGAGGUGGUCAGGGAGUGGCAGUACCCUACUCCUCACCACUACAGCCUUUGCUCCCUCCAGUUGAUGCUGAGGUUUUCCAGAUGCUUGGAGCCACAUAUGCUAAAGCAGUAAAGUUUCCUGAAGAAGUUGCAGAAUGUGGAAAUAUCACUCUUGUCAAUGGAACAGUUAAGGAUGGUUUAAUAAAACCACACACCGGAAGUAUGAUAGAUUAUUUAUACAAGUACACAGAUACUUUGGCUUUCAAUGUGUACUUUGGGUGUUGUAGUUCCCUUGACCCCAAGGCUCUUAGUCGGCUGUGGAGGAAGCAUAAGCCAGGGCUCCUAGAAUUCCUCAACAUGCCAUCAUUGGGUGUCAAAGGCUAUGUCACUGAUUUGUCUGGUGUUCCACUGAUGGGGGCUAGAGUUCACGUCAAGGACUCACCACAUGUUGUGACAUCCGUAAAGCACGGAGCCUGGUGGAGGCCACUUCCAUCCAGGCCUCAUGUGAUUAUGGUCGACAUGCAGGGUUAUUACAGUGAUACAAAGCUGGUGCAGGUGGUGCAUGGGAACACUGUCAUGUUUGAACUCAAAAAGGAUGACAGAGUGCUCUCUUUGCCGAGGAUGGUAUUCGUGCUCCUUGCAGGUUCUGUGACACUCUUGCUGAUGGUUUGCUGUAUAUGCGCUGUGUCACUUCGCUCUCAGACUCAACGCAAGAAGAAGUAUGGGUUCCAACAGUUAGGCCAUUCUGUUGACAUAUUUAAUGAUUCUCCAUCAGAUUCAGAUGAAGAAUUGGAUGUAAAAUUCUUGAGGCAGAGCACAAGACCAAAGAUAAAGAAGAAGCGUGUAAACAGGCAUUCAUACCACGACUUGGUGUCCAGCUCCUCUGAGGAAGAAGAAUUUUUCAUAGAGAGUGUGGUAUCCAGCAAAAAAGCAGCACGGUGAUUUUUCCACCAUACUGGAAGCUCUUCAUCUUAAUUCUUAUUCUCUCAAUUAGAUUUUAAUGUUUUUAUUGUUAACUGUUGCAUUUCUAUAAAGAUCACAGUUCUCUUUUAGGUCACUUUGCAGUUAACAUUUCUUUUGCCAUAAUUAGUUAAAUUAAUAACAAAUUCAGACUUAUUAUUUGUAUGGUUGAUUUUAAGAAUUUUGUUUCUAUGUAUUGUCAGACAUUUUACAAUUUAUACAGUUUUGGCAGUGAUAAAUUUUCUCUUCCAGAGAGUGAUCCUUUUGUAGCAGGAUUUUCUUGGAUGCAACAGUGUUUGGCAAUUCAAAUUCUUAUUUUCCUCUUAAUGCUAUUGCACAAAAGAAUAGAAAAUAGGAGAUAACAAUGCUCAUGGUAUAAGGUAAAACUGAAAAGUACUUUGACUGCAGCUGUAAUUUGCAGCAUAUUGAAUUUAUUGCAAUAGUAACUAAUCUCUUGUCAUUAUUUAUCUAUCUAUCUGUCUAUCUAUAUCUAUCUUUCUAAAUAUAUAUAUAUAUAUAUAUAUAUAUAUAUAUAUAUAUAUAUAUAUAUAUAUAUAUAUAUAUAUCUAUAUAUAUAUAUAUAUAUAUAACUCAAUGAUGCAGUUUUUCAUGGCUUCCAAAUUGGUGUCAUCCUAUAAGGUAAACUUUUGGUUUGGAACAGUGUAAAGUGAUAUAGAAAAUGGAGGUCAGAAGAACAAGGAGGGUAGCAUGCCUGUGGAACUAUAAUCUUGUAUAUUAAAAGUAAACAGUGCUGUUAGGGUUGAGACACCUAUAAUUAGACAGUCACAUCCCUGGUCAACUAUAGUGCAUAUAUGGAAAUAUCAGCACUCAAUCAGGGGUAUUCAUCAGAAGUCCUUGUAUUAUCAAAGUUCAAGGAAUCAGUGAAAUGCCUAUACAGGAAUUAGCAGUUCUUCCACAAGAAAGUCACUACAGCAUUUCCAAUCAAGCUUGGAUUUUUUUGUGGGACAACUUGUAUAUUUUCCUGACCCAGCACUGAAUGUCUUCCUGAUUAUGAAACCAGGAGUUAUUCUAAAAGCUGUAUGGAUGUAUGAGGUUGAAGUCACAAAAUGCAACAUUAUACAGCAGUCUUCCAUAGCAUGGGGCUCCUGAGGUGCUAAUUAGACAGAGUCUAGCAUAAGACUUACAGAUGGUCUGAUUCAAAGGGGCUUCAUCCUUCAUUGCAAUAAGUUUAAUGUGGUACAAAUUACUUCUGAUAUUUGGAGUUUCAGUUAUACCAGGCUCCAUGUAAAAUGUCCUGCUUGAGAAUGUCUUCCUUGUGGUAACCAGCUACUUAGGUGGAGGAUGUUGGACAAGUGUUGUUGUAUCUUGUUCUUGGUGAUAGGUACAAAAGAAAGGAACUAUAAGUGAGGAAUAAGUGUUAGUGUUGUGAGACAAGAGUUUAAGAUUAGGGUGUGAUAAGAUGCAUAUGCUUGAUUCCAUCUAAUCUGCUAUUCCAAUCCUGUGUGUUAAAAGUUCAUUCCAAUAAGAAUAACAAUGCCAUGGACACUUAUUUUCAUCUUUAGUGGCUGAGAUGACAGUCAGUAUGGUGUUGGAAUCCUUCAUUCACUGUAGAGUUAUAAGGAUGCUUUCCUACAACUUUUAUUCAAUGAGAUUCAUUCCAAAAUGAUAAAAUAUACAAACUGCAACUUUGGCUCUCUGUAGGCAGUAAAUUUCCAGGUCAAAGAUUAUAAACUAUAUGUUACAGACUCCAUCGUGAUUAAAUGAGCAACUUUUCUUCAAUAAUUUUUUUUGUAUGUCGCACCAGUAAAAAGUUGGAAUUUUGGGGGAAUCCUGGAAUUCCAGCCAAAUGCGACAACCUAGAAAGUAACGGAUUUCACAGCAGGGUGUGCCAGAAAAUAUUCUGUCAAAACACCCUUUAUGACAUUUUCUCAGUUUCAAAGUUAAUUUUCCGCUGACUUUUGCAUUCAGGGGGAUCUCCCGAGAAAAACUUUUGCGGUCAAAGGGGGUUAAUUCAUCUUAUGUUCUAGUAUGAAUAUAAAUGCUCACAAAGUAAGGAUGGGAAUUUUGUCAAAAAUUCAUAUAUAGGCGCAUUAGAUUUUUUCAAUAGUAUUUAAAGGACGAAGAAUAUUAUGUCCAUUGGAUACAGUAGCUAGGUUGCUCAGUUAUGAACACCCAUCACCUCUGAACCCAUUACUCAGCUGUCAACAUUCUGCCUGUUGUCUGUUAAACACACCAGUCACUUUUCUAAUUGAUUUGACCAACAUUGUCAUCUUUACUACUUACCUGUAACUCACUCCUAGCAUGACAAUAAAUUAUUACUCCCCAGA
Messenger RNA from Eriocheir sinensis (Chinese mitten crab), 7880 nucleotides. Its product is annotated as carboxypeptidase D-like. Bases 208 to 5574 code for a protein of 1788 amino acids. Gene Ontology annotation, biological process: proteolysis. The record is from RefSeq and is a predicted model, not a curated record. Gene Ontology annotation, molecular function: metallocarboxypeptidase activity; zinc ion binding. The transcript is spliced from 29 exons. Lineage: Eukaryota; Metazoa; Arthropoda; Malacostraca; Decapoda; Varunidae.